GGCCGCCUCCGCGAUCGCAAACCCGGAAGACGUGCCCCGGCAGCUGGGAGGGUGCGGCGGCCGGGGACCGCCAUGCAGCCCCUGGAGGUAGGUCUGGUUCCCGCUCCGCCGAGGGAGCCGAGACUGACGCGUUGGCUGCGGAGAGGCUGUGGGAUCUUGGCACACCUGGUCGCUUUGGGCUUCACCAUCUUUCUGACUGUGCUGUCCCGGCCGGGAACCACCAGAUUCUUUGGGCUCCAGCCGGCCAAACGCGGGCAGAAAGAAUGGUGCCCAGCCGUCAGUCUGUUCUCUUUGAUUCUUAGGUUUUUUCUCCUGGCACCCUGUAUUCAUGGCCUUGGCGUUCUGCCUCUGCAUGGCUGAGGCCAUCCUACUCUUCUCGCCUGAGCACUCCCCGUUCUUCUUCUGCUCCCGAAAGGUCCGGAUCCGACUCCAUUGGGCAGGGCAGACCCUAGCCAUCCUCUGUGCAGCCCUGGGCCUGGGCUUCAUCGUCUCCAGCAGGACCCGCAGUGAGCUGCCCCACCUGGUGUCCUGGCACAGCUGGGUAGGGGCUCUGACAUUACUGGCCACUGGUGGCCAGGCACUGUGUGGGCUCUGCCUCCUCUGUCCCCGGGCAGCCAGGGUCUCAAGGGUGGCUCGCCUCAAGCUCUACCAUCUGACUUGUGGACUGGUGGUCUACCUGAUGGCUACGGUAACGGUACUCCUGGGCCUGCACUCUGUGUGGUUCCAGGCCCAGAUCAAAGAUGCAGCCUGGUACCUGUGCCUGGCGCUGCCCCUCUAUCCAGCCCUGGUAAUCAUGCAUCAGAUCUCCAGCUCCUACUUGCCAAGGAAGAAAAUGGAAAUGUGAGUUCCUCUGAACUCUGAAUCUAAAUGGGACACUUAACUCGGACUUCAGUGGCUCCUUGGGUGACCUUCAAGGAUCCAGUUCAGAAGUUGUAGGGUUUUUGUACUUCAUAGCUGGGCCAGGGGCUGCCGAAACCCCAACUGCUGUGGCUGACAGAUGACUCAGUGGGCAACAUCGGGGAACUGUACUGGGUGCAAGUGGAAGGUGAUGAUGGGAAGCUUGAUCCUGAAGCCCCUGCUCUUGAUGGAAGACAGAAGCGUUGGGUGGUGGUGGUGGCGACGGUGUUGGCAGUCAUUUCUUUGCACUCCUGAUGAGAAGUUGGGUUUCUAGAACUGAAUGGCAGCCAUGGCUCUUUGGGUCACUUUGAGAAAGCAGUGUAGUGGGCAAAGCCCUUGGGUCUUAUUUAUGGACUAUGGUCCUUAGAGGCUCUAUUGUGCAACCUUAUGCAAGUCAUGUGUCUCAGGACCUCAGCUUCCUCAUCUGUGUAAUGAGUGGUUGUUUCUAAACAAUCUCUAACAUCUAGUGUCUGUUCAGUUGCUGUCACAGAGCACCCGCCCAGCACUGAACCCUGGACCGGACCACUCAACAGAGUCGGGAUCUAAGUCUUACACUCAUUAUUCCCUUACCCUCCCGGAUUUGCCCGCAUGACCUUUCAGGAAUCUGUGUUGAUUUGGUCCCUGGAGUCAGGUGCUGUGAGGGAGGGGACCCAAGAGGGUCUCUAGAAUUCCAAGACAUUAAAGGCACUGAAGUCACUUUAAAGCUUUUAGAGGAGCAGAAAGGCAUUGGCUUAACCAAGCCCAUGGGCUGGGCUUCUUAGCCCAGCUAAGAACUUUCUUCAGCUCAACUCAGGAUCUGGGCUUGAGGGCCUCAGGGCAUCCGUUCCCAGCGGCAGAGUAUACUGAGCAUCUCAUGUUUUGCCCUUCUAAGGGCUCAGGUCUUAGCACAUAGCUUUGUGGAGCUAUUCCGAAGCGCUUAGAACAAAAUAAGAGCCAAGAAAGCAGGGCAGGGCUCUUCUGAUCUAGAGAAGACAAAGUCUCCCUGAUCCCCUCUUCCCUUGGCAGCUAAGCUUUCCUCAGUGGUCGUCUCUUGCCAGCUCUUUGACCCAGGAGGGAGCUGAGUUUGGUGCCAGCUGGCACAUGAUGGCUGGGCUGUCUUCCCUGCAGAGACCCCUCGGUGUUCCAAACUGAAAGUAGUUCCCCAGACUGCCCUGGGCGGUGAGGGCUGGAUGCCAGACUGGCUAACCCUGGCCUGGCUCAGUCGGGGAGUCGGGAGCUCCAUAGAUGGUGGUGAGGACGGAAAUGGCCGAGUCAGGAAAGCUGGUGUUGGGGCAGGUAGAGGAGCUCGCUGGGAACUCCGGGAGGCCUGGAGUGAGGGCGUCGGAGCCAGGGGAGGCAUUCCUGGAUGGCAGUAUUUUGGAUAUGACAGGUCUGUAGAAGAUUCAAGACGUCCCCUAUGGGUGGCUCAGAGGCAAGGAGGUUGCUCUGCGUGGACAGCACAGGAGCGGGAACUGCGGGGGCAGAAGGGCCCUCUGAGCGGUCCUCGAUAGGCUCCUCCUGGGUCAGACGGCAUCUCCCAGGAGGGCUCCAGGCCCUGAGCAUCUAAGGGGCGCCUGCUAUGCAGAGGGUGGUGGUUCCUGUCUCUUUCAUUGUCCUUUCCAACCCCCCAGUGUGGUGUGAACCGGGAGCUGCUUACUGGGGCCGCACCGAGGAGAGUCUCCCAUAGGGCUGCUUUGGUCAGGGGUCCAUCUCCCCUGGCCCGGUCACAGCCCAGGCCGUGCCGGGGGGUCUCACUCUGCCCACUGCAGGGUGAGGAGGCCGGGCGAGGUUCACCAGCUUGCUCUGGGAGCCAAGCGGGCGACGCCGGAAAGCCCGAGCCGCCUGAGGUGGUGCCUCCUCCCAGGUGGUGCGGGGGCGGCGGGCGGGCUGACAGCCGGCAGUUUGCGUGGGCGGUGCCAGCUGAUGUCUAUUCCCAGCCCCGGGAGGAAGGGGGAAGCCGUUUAUAUUCCGAAGGAGGAAGGGGCCCCAGCUGUCACCUCUCUGACUGGGAGGGCUGGGGGCGGCAGGGGCACAGGGCAGAGGGGAGGGCACAGGUGGUCUCCUCUCGCUUAGCCAGUCUGACUGCAGUACCGGGAGGCGGUCACCAGGAGGAGCCCUUCUUCCCGGCUGGCCGGACCCCCCCCCCGCCCCCGCCCGCCCUCCGCUUCUCCCUCCCCUCAUCACCACCUGCCCUCACAUCCUGGGGGAGCAGCUGGACAAUCCUUAGACCUUCGUGCCCGGGCACCCUGCCUCCAGCUGGGAGCUUUGUGGCUGCUGACUGCCUGUGCCUCCUCUCGCUCAUGUGUUUCCUCCCCCCCACCCUCUAUCCCCCUAUCCCUACGCCCCACCCCUCCCCCAGCCCCCCAUCUGGGACCUUAGCUGGGCUGCUCAGCAGAGAGGCACAGGCCUUGGGGAAGACGCAAAUGGCUGCCCUUUUGCCCUUGUGCCCUAGCUAGAAAAGCUGCUAGUUGUCAGGUGGUUUGUCUUUAAAAAAAAAAAAAAAAAAAGCUGGGGUGCUCAAGUUUUUAAAAAUUCCAUGUCUUUUGCACACAUUUGCAUUUCAAGCUAAGUCCUGAUUCCAAAUAUGAUUACGUUCAAACUCAACCUUGAGGACAUUAGAAAUAUAGAUGUUUUUUGUAUCCGGAUCCACAUGGUAAUUGGAUUCCCAUUCUGGGUUCAGAUACCACGCCCGAACCCCCAUCUUUCCCAUAGCCACCCCUUCCCUUGGCCCCCCGGCUGGGGGUAGUGUUGAAUGGCAGGAGCUCUGUGUCUGGGGAAGUCUGCCUGGCUCACCUUCUUGGCUCUUCAGCCCCAUCAGAGGUAGGCUGCUGUCUCUGGCCAGCUGGUGCCUCACCCCCCCCACCUCCCUACAGAGCAGACUACCCCUCCCCACUCCCUGACAUUGGCCCAUCCUGUCCCUUCUUUCUCAUUGUCCCCACCCUUCCACCCCCAUGCAUGGCUGCUGUGGGUCUUGUUUUUAAAGCCUCACUGUGGGAGAGCCAGGCAUUCUUCCUGAGCCAGCUGGCUGCUAUGCCAAGGCCUGUUCAGAGUUAAUAAUAAUGAUUAGCUGAACAGGGCUGGGGCCUUUUCAGCUCCAGAUCUCUGAAGCACUCGCAGGCUGAGUCAGCCAGCCCUCACCUUCCCCCUCUGCCUGGGCUGCACGGUCUCACCUCCCAGCCAAGCCGUGAAGCUUCCUUCCUCUGAGAGUCCUCUGAAUAGACUAAUAGGGCCUUUUCACCUGACAGAGGUCAAGAUGUAGGGCACACAGUGUAAGCUCUGCAGACGCGGGUGGUGGCAGUGGUGGCUGUUGACUUUGAACUUCUAGAACUCCUGCCCUUCCUUGUGUUGACCUGUCUUGGCCUCCAAAGGACACCCUUGGUCCUGACUCACUCCGUCUGCAGGUUUAGGGAGUGGGUAGGCAUCUGGUUUAGUGCUUUGGCUGCCCCGUGUCUGGCUGGCAUAAAGAGCCUGUGUACUGUGAGGUGAAAUGUGCAUUGACCUGGGGGCUCAGAAGCCUGCAGUCCGGGUUUACUCAGCCCCUGAUGGCUGGCAUGGCCACAGGCAAAUCACUGAUUGCCAGACUUACCUCGCAGGGGUGUUGUGAGCUCUAGAAGACAGAAUGCAUGUUAACAGGCAUUAGAAAGCUCAAAGCAUUAAACAAAUGUGAACAGGUGGCAUUGUAUCCUCGUCCUUAUCUCUCAGUCUGGCUUGGGUUUUACACUGCGUUUAGGGAGACAAUAAACAGUUAUGGACAAUGAUGCGUAAGGGACCCAAGUCUAAGAGCGGUUGUGUUGCUGGCCCUUGUCGGAGAACAGCCACAUCUCCUCCUAGGUGCUGGGGCAGCUCCCCGCUCCUCCUGUCCUGAGUGCUACCACGGCUGUGAUUCUAGCGAAGCUUGCGCUGAGUGCUCCCAACUGGGGUUUUCAAAUCAUGGGGCUGAUCGCAAAUCUGGGAAUCAGUGCAGUUUCCCCCGGGCCCGGCUUGAAAUUCCUGGAGUUGGUCUUAGUUGGAACUCUUGGUUACAAGUCUAUCUAAAUGUCUCCUACCCAAUUCCGCGCUUGGGCAGCUGGGACCUGGCCCCUGGCUUGCUCACAGGUGUGUUUCUCCUGCCUUGUUCCAGGCACUUGGAAUAGGAUGAGAGUCCCUUCCUCCUCAGAGGACUUUGUUGGAAUUAAAACACGCGCGCGCGCACUGUGCAUGUGCAUCACGAAGGCAGUUCUGUUUCAAUUAGGAGGAUACCUUCCAUUUUUCUGAGAGCAGCCAGCAGUCUGCCUGAAGUGGACGUAGAGAGGCAGGCACCACAGCAGCCCACAAGCUUCGGCAUUUGUUUUUUAAUCUUGGCAUUUUGGGUUUUUUUUUUCCUCCUGUCCUGGGAUCCAGGAAUGAAAUACUAGUCAGGCAUUGUCGUCAUGAUCUCAGCAACUGUCACUAGCGUAGGCACAGAGAAGACACAGUUGAAAGACAGGCUAGGGUCCUAGAACUGCCCCUGGGGUGGUUUGAUGUGGAUACUCUCCAGCACUGGGCUAAGCUUAAAGCAAACACAGAUUCCCUCCAGGAAGACAACCUUCUCCCCCACGCCUACACCCAGAAGGCUUGACUUAGUUGCAGUGUGCAGGGAAUAAGUCCCAGUUGUUUUGUUUGUUUGUUUUUUUUUUUGUCUUUUUUUUUUUGGUUGUUGUUGUUGUUAUUGUUGCUAUUUCUUGGGCCGCUCCCGCGGCAUAUGGAGGUUCCCAGGCUAGGGGUUGAAUCGGAGCUGUAGCCACCGGCCUACGCCAGAGCCACAGCAACGCGGGAUCCGAGCUGCGUCUGCAAUCUACACCACAGCUCAUGGCAACGCCGGAUCAUUAACCCACUGAGCAAGGGCAAGGACCGAACCCGCAACCUCAUGGUUCCCAGUCGGAUUCGUUAACCACUGCGCCACGACGGGAACUCCUUAAUUUAUUUUUUGUCUUCAAGGGCCACACUGGCAGCAUGUAGAGGUUCCCAGGCUAGGGGUUGAAUUGGAACUGUAGCCGCCAGCCUACACCACAGCCACAGUGACGCUGGAUCCGAGCCACGUCUGCGACCUACACCACAGCUCUUGGCAACGCCAGACCCUUAACCCACUGAGCGAGGCAUCCUCAUGGAUGUUAGUCGGGUUCGUUAACCCCUGGGCCACGACAGGAACUCCAAUCCCAGUUUUUAUCAGAAUUUCCCAGGUGAUUUUAUUUAUUUAUUUAUUUACACACUUACUUACUGGCCUCCCUCACAUCAUGUAGGCAGUUCCCAGGCUAGGGAUCAAACUCAUGCCACAGCAGCUACCCAGUGACAACACUGGAUCCUUAACCCACUGCACCACAAGGAAACUCCCCCUAGGUGAUUUUUUUAAACCUUUGUUGCCAGUAGAUUAAGUAGCUAUUGUAGCUUACCCUGGUAUCAGAGGAGUCAACUCUUUGUCUCAUACACGAGGGGCCUGCUGCAUACCUCUUUUAAAGCAGAUUCCAAGUUACCUCACAGUGAUUUCUUUUUUUUUUUUUUUUUUUGUCUUUUUUGUGACACACUCAUGGCAUAUGGAGCUUCCCAGACUAGGGGUUGAAUCAGAGCUGCGGCUGCCAGCCUAGACCACAGCCAUAGCCACAGCAAUGCCAGAUCCAAGCCCCAUCUGCGACCUACACUACAGCUCAUGGCAACACCAGAUCCUUAAACCACUCAGCGAGGCCAAGGAUCGAACCUGCAAACUCAUGGUUCCUAGUCGGAUUCGUUUCCACUGCACCACAAUGGGAACUCCCUCCCAGUGAUUUCUAAGAAUGCCCAGGACCGGCUAGGCCCUUCCACAUAGGCCCACACCUACAACAAACUUUGGCCAAGUGAAGGAAAAGCAGCACACAGUUCUGUCCAGCUACAGCGCUGCUCGACCUGUGUGCAUGUUUGCACACAAUGUGCCUGCACACACAACCCUCCUCUCCAACGUUGGGGUCCCUGUCUCUCCCUUACACACGCUGCGCUGUAGGACCCAUGUCCUGAAGGUCAGUUGUCUCCAUGCCCUCUGUGGUUCUGGGACGGUCACCAGGCUCAUGCUGACUGGAGGCCUAGGGCAGGUCUGAGUAUCUUGGCUGCUUGCUCUUUCCCACGCAGCAGUGGAUAAGCCUGAUGAAGGGGCUGACAUGGCAGCCGCCCUGUCCCCUCUCAAGCCCCAGAAGAGGAAGUACCAGCAGAGGCUUACUGCAGCCAGAGACUGCAGGGGCCUGGGCCUUUUCUGCGGGGGGGAGGGGGGGUGGUGCCUGGGCGACCACAGGUACCAGAGCUACAGCUGCAGACAGGGAAGGAGCCAAGAGCUCAAGUGGAAGAGAGCCUAGACUGGCCAAUCCACUGAACCCUCAAAGGCAACCGUUAUAGUGACCUCUUUCAUGCUCCUGCAGUGCCAGCGAAGAGAAGCCGGGGGAAGAGCUGCAAGACAGGGCAGACAAAAUUGCACAUCUUGGCCAGAACCUAGGGCACUUCUUUGGCGGGUGGGGUGGGGAAGGGAGGGGUGAAGAGAUGCAGCCUUGGACACCUUGGGAUGACGGAGAAAGGGGUCUCAGAACUUUACAGGCUCAGAGAAAGGGCUUGGCACGGGCCCAGAGAGAGGGGAGAGCUCUUCAGGGGUCUUGCUCAGAUCUGUUCUCUCUCCCAUCUCAUCUCUUGGCUAAACUCAACCAUAGCAAAGACUGCUCCGAAGAGAUUAAAAAAUACUAGAUAAACGUAGACUCUGGGGUUGCUCUGGCGUCAACAUCUGUCAUUGCGCGGACUGCCAAGGUUGAUCUGUCUGCUGCGGCUGCCUGCGAGGUGCCUCCGUCCCUCGCCCCUUUGGUUGUUCCUCCUGAAGAGAAAAAGACAACGCUCCAGACGGAGGCGAGCCGCCCUGCGGUCAAGAUUUUACCAAUGCAAAAAAUUAGGUAAUUACUCAAAAGUCAGAUUAACCCCCCCCAUUUUUGUCCAGCUGCUCCUGUGGCAUGUGGGAGUUCCCAGACCAGGGAUCAACCCUGCACCACAGCAACAACCCAAGCCGCUGCAGUGACGACACGGGAUCCUUAACCUGCUUCGCCACAGGAGAACGUCUCUUUUAAUUUCUCUUUUCCUUCGACCAUUUCCUCUCGCCUUUUGGAAUCUACCGUGACGGUUCGCUUCCAGAAGUACUGAGCGUAGCCAAAGAAGUGGCAUGUUCAGAGUUUAGGAGAAUCCAGUCCAACGGCUGUCUCUGUACCAAGAAAGUGGGGACUGCACGUCUCUGUUCUAUGCAACGCCCAGGACACACGACACUGUCGACGAAUAUACUUUAAGCUAAACGAAGAUGGUUACCACUUAUGAACAUAUACUGGCAGCAAUCAAAAUACCAUGAGAGUGAGCUGCUCCCCAUUAUUUCUUUUAAUCCAGUCCGAGCAUUUUUCCGCGGUACAGUCAGUAGGCGCCAUCCAGACUUUUAAGAGCACUCUGCAGGGAGGCAACCCUGCUCCCCAGGGAUCCAGAAAGCCUUUGUUAUCUACGGGCUAUUAGCCACAAGUCAUGGAAUUUCUGAAUUCUCUCCUGCUAAUGCAUCAAUGGCAUUUCUUCUGAGAAUAUCUAUGGGGUUGGCAAACGAUGGUCUGCUGGCCCCAAACAACCUGCUGCCUGGUUCUGUAUGGGCUGUGGGCUAAUGAGAGGUUUUGCAUUUUCACAUGGCUGAAAAAACGCAAAAUACAUGUUACAAUGACAUGAAAAUCAAUUUCAACAUCCAUAAAUAAAGUUUUAUUGGAACAGAGCCACAGCCAUUCAUUUGUGUACUGUCUGUGGCUGCCUUCCUGCUUCAACGGCACCACCGAGGCACUGUCACUGAGACUCUGUGGGCUGCAAAGACUACCCAGCUUCCUGUCUGGCUCUUUGCAGGAGAAGCUGGCUGACCCCUGCUCCAUCUUAUUGCCUAGAUAUGGAGGCUACCUGUGCCUUAGAACAGCAUUUAACUUUUUCUCUCCCGAGACAGGCCACCACCCUGGUGAGGUACAGUGACCCCCACCCAUAGGCUGAAAAGAGAAAUAAACCAGCCACAGACUCUGCCGGAACGGAGACUCAAGCCAGGUUUAAUGAUCAAUGUCUAGUUUUCAGAGCCCAGAGGCUCCAAGGUUUGCCAGCCCGGGAGUACACAAGUGGGAGGAGGGCUAAGGUCCUGGACACAGGGAGCCCUGCUGCUUCGCCAGCAGGGCUCCAAGGAAGUACCAAAAACACAGAGAAAAUUGGAAUCAGCGGGCUUUACUCUCCCCAGCUCUCCUGGCUCCUUCCUAGGAGCCCCCUAAAUAUAGGCAAAGAAAAAAAAAAAAACAACCACAAA
Sus scrofa (pig) is the source of this 9196-nucleotide messenger RNA. The record is from RefSeq and is a predicted model, not a curated record. NCBI's taxonomy places the organism in Eukaryota, Metazoa, Chordata, Mammalia, Artiodactyla, Suidae.